AGUGGGCCCCCGCAGGUGUCCUGGAAGGAAGGAGCCUUCCUACAAUAUUUGGAGGUUUAUGGGCCCCGUAGAAGGGAGGCAGAGCCCAGGGUUCUGGCAUGAGGUGAAUGCCAGGGAACUCUCUAUGGAAAAAUACACAAGGGGCUCACCAGCUAAUUAAGAAAGAAGCACGACUGGAAGUUCUGGUUAAAAUGCAGAAUCAGCAAAGGAAACUAAGGAAACCAGGGAGUGGAUGACCAGCAAGCGAAGCGGCAUUGGCUGCUCCAGAAUGAAUCACAGCUCCAAGAAGGGGAAGUAGAGCCCAGCUGGCACUCGGCUAUGGCCUGUGAACCACCAAUGGGCCCCAGCGGGGCAGCCAGCCCACUGCCCACCUCCUCCCCGGGUUGGAGCGCCUUGCCUGGAGGGAGUCCUCCAGGCUGGGGGCAAGAGCUCCGCAAUGGCCAGGUGCUCACGGUUCUCCGGAUCGACAAUACCUGUGCACCCAUCUCCUUCGAUCUGGGCGCCGUGGAGGAGCAACUGCAGACAUGGGGCAUUCAGGUCCCUGCCGACCAGUACAGGAGCUUGGCCGAAAGCGCCCUAUUGGAGCCCCAAGUGAGAAGAUACAUCAUCUACAACUCCAGGCCCAUGCGGCUGGCCUUUGCUGUGGUUUUCUAUGUGGUGGUCUGGGCCAACAUCUACUCCACCAGCCAGAUGUUUGCCCUGGGGAACCACUGGGUGGGUGUGCUGCUUGUGACCCUGGCCGCCAUGAGCCUGACCCUGACCCUCGUGCUCAUCUUCGAGAGACACCAGAGGAAGGCCAACAGCAACACAGACCUUAGGCUGGCGGCUGCCAACGGAGCCCUCCUGAGACACCGGGUGCUGCUGGGGGUGACGGACACGGUGGAAGGCUGUCAGAGCGUGAUUCAGCUCUGGUUUGUCUACUUCAACCUCGAGGACUGUGUGCAGUUUUUGUGUGACCACAUUCGAGAGAUGAAGAUGAGCCAAGAGUCCUUGCUGCGAAGCAGAUUGAGCCAGCUGUGUGUUGUCAUGGAAACCGGGGUGAACCCCGAGACAGAGGAGGGGCCCGAGAACCUGUUGGAGGAAGCUCCUCUCCUGCCCAGCAGCCCUCAUCCUGAGGAGAGGCCACUCAUGCAGACUGAACUUCGCCAGCUUGUUCCUGAGGCUGAGCCGGAGGAAAUGGCCCAGCACCUGCUGGCAGUAUUUGGUGGCUACUACAUCCGGCUCCUCGUGACCUCGCAGCUCCCCCAGGCAGUGGGGACACGACACACAGACUCUGCAAGGUUUCCCUGCCCCUGCCAGCUCGUAGAAGCCCAUAUCCUGGGCACUGGGUGCUGCCCCUUCCUGGCCAGGUGACCUAGGGAGGAAGGCACCCAGCUUCCUGCAGGGCUGAAGGUGAGACAUCGGGAAGGCUUGGUGCCCCAGCUGGCUGCACGUGAGCCCCCAGGUGAGGAGAGAAGCAUCUAGGAGCACGCUGAAGAGUGUCAGUCAUGUCAGCAGCAGGGGUGGUAUCGUGCUCACUCCAGGACUCUGCGCAGAAAUGCCUGUUGACAUCCCAUGCUGAUCCCUGGCCUUUUCAGAAGCUGCUGGUAGCCAAGCUGGUCCCACUCCAGACUACCCUGUGCUGCCUAGAACCAGGGGCACGGACGGAGGGCCACUCUCCCAUGCCUUUCAUUGUUUGGAGAGCCCAGGAAAUGUGAAGAGGACCCUACUGGGCCAACCAUGUGUCCAAAGCUUGGUCUCCGAUGAUGCUCCCAUCCUCAGCUACUUCAUGUCAGAUGGGGAAACUGAGCCUUGGAGAGGACUCUGCUCUCUGUAGCAUUAUCUUGGCCCUCUAGAAUUCCUACUCUGAAGGAAAGAAGUCAGUUCUCAGAAUGUUCCCCCCUUUUAAGUUUUUCCUGCCCUUUAUUUUAUGAAAAACAAUGGCCCGAUGUUGUUUGCUCGCACACACACUUCCAGGGGACAAAAAAAAGAAACCAACAGCAUGUAACUGAUGAUGGAACUCUUUGGAAAAGAUCGAUCCUGAUUUGUGGAUGUCUUUUGUUCAACGGCAUGCAUGCUUGUGGUUGUGGUUUUCUCCUUCAGGCCUAGACUCACAGUCCUGUAUUUUCUGACACUAACACUGUCCUGGAAUGAAGCAUAAUCUGUCACUCAUGGCGUUCCAUGAAGAGCUCGGGGGCUUCCAGGUUCUCUGCUCCUGAGCAAGUUUGAAGACCGAUUAUUCCAUAGGCCCAAAUCCAAAAGAUGUGCCCUGGCACGCAAAGGCUCCCCAACCUCCAGGACCCAGCCCUCAUCUGUAGUUUUGGCUUCAUCUCCCACAGAACUUCUUGCUAAGUUGAAACUUUUUCCUGGACUAACAUACCUAUUCUGUUGCGUUCGUUGAACUCCUGUGCAUGCUUCAAAGCCCAGCUUUACUUACCCUCCUUCAGGAAGCCUUUCAACAUAGAACAUGCCCUGCUUCGCUGCCUCCUCUAAAUUCUUAAUGUAGCUGCUGCCUUUGUUGAGGUUUUAUGUUAUUCUGCUUUCCUACGCAUAUGUGUAUUUUUCGAGCUAGACUAAGCUCCUGAAGGACAAAGAUCUCACCUUAUAAUUUUUGUGCAUGGCCUGGACCUGCUAAGGAAAAAAAAUCCAGUGGAUUGAGUGCUUUGUCAUCUCCAUAGUAACAUUUGCAGAUUGUGCUCUCUACUCAGUUGAAUGAUGAAGUUGGCACAGACCUGGGUUCUGGUCCUGACUGACAUUUCUGGCUGUGCAACUUUCAGCCAGUCCUCAGUUUACUCAUCGUUAUAUAAAAGGAUAUAUAGUGGACAGGUUGGAUGAUUCUUAAUUGCCCUUCCAAAGCCAAAGUUCUGGCUUUUUCUGUUCCAGUCUAGCCCUUGGCCUGUUAUGUUUUUAUCUACAUGUAGAAGGUCCUCUAGCCUUGCAUGACCGAGGUGUCCCAGACCUGAUGGGCCUUUGGACAGAACACGGGCCUAGCGAGCAGGAGACCUGGAUUCUCAUGCCGGGUGAGAAGCUUCCUAGAAGCAUGACCGUUGGCUACGUCACUUACCCUGUCCGAGGGCCAGUUUACUCCUUUAUAAAUGGAUCUGGUGAACAUGAAAGGUAAUUGUGUGGGUGACUUGCUGUGUAAGAGACCAGUCUGACUGUUUUCUUUCUCUGAGCCAGAGAAGAGAAAUUGUGGACAUAGACCCACCCUCGGAAAUGGCCAUUGUAGACAUUUCUCUUUAGAGAUUUCUCUGAGGGCAGCUAUACUCGAUAAGAGUAACUCGUGGAGGCAGUCACUGUUCUUCUCACCUGCCGCAGAGGAUAUGCGGGCUGGGGACAGGAUCUGUAGAAGCCCGUCUUUAUCAUCCACCCAUAAAACCCUGGUAAGUCUCGUAGGAGAAUAAAAAUGUGUCUGUUAAAUGACGGAACAGGGCUCCUGGGUGGCUCAGUCGGUUAAGUGACUGCCUUCGGCUCAGGUCAUGAUCCUGGAGUCCCGGGAUCGAGUCCCGCAUCAGGCUCCCUGCUCAGUGGAGAGUCUGCUUCUCCCUCUGACCCUCCUCCCUCUCAUGCUCUCUGUCUCUCAUUCUCUCUCUCGCAAAUAAAUAAAAUCUUUAAAAAAAAAAAAAUGACGGAACAGCUGUUCUUCCAUUUCAAGGCUGAUUUACAGACCCCUCCUGGAGGGGUUCUUUCCUGCUUUUUCCUCUCCAAGUUUCUGGUGGUCUCACCUGGUGGGUGGAACACUCAGGUGUGCCCCCAGGUACUUCCUUUGCAUCUGCCCCUUGGUUUUCUCAUUUAGAAAAUCCUGUGAUCUCUGCCUUGCCUGCCUCCCAGGGUUGUGUGAGGAUCAGAAUCCAUCAGUGGACACGCUCUGCUUUAAGGCUGUGUGCCGAGGACAGGCACGGAGGUGGUGUCUUGAUGGGCGAGCGGAGGGUGUGGCUCAGAGCUUGGCUUCUAGACUCAGAUCCAGGUUCUGCUCCUUAGAGCAGCGUCCUUCCCAUCCUUGGGUGUCCCUCCUCACGUGUGGAAUGAGGAUAAGAGUACCUCCUUGGCUUGGCAGGUAUUGUGAAGAUUAAAUAUAAAGUACUUGCAACUUUGAGUUGCAAGCUUGAGUAAGAGCACAAUCAAUUGUUGCUAUAUAUAUAUAUAUAUUUUUUUUUUUUAAUCUCUCACUAUGUCUUAUAUACCGUAGGUGCCCAGGAUAUAUAUUUAUUGAUGUAGUAGGUCUUUAACAGUUAAUGUUUAUUCAGUCUGCAUAAGACCUCAGUUACUCCAGCACCGUGGGAUGUAUUUAUGUGAAUAAAGCUUCUAGUCCAAUCUCUCUGAAAUUCAGUACCAGGAGGUAGCAGCGAGCUGGUGACUUUGGGCCACAUGCUCACCCUCUCUAUUCCUCCUAUACCUCCAUUUCUUCACCCAUAAGGGAGGGUGUGAGGAUAGGGGCAUUAACUGAGGUGUUGCAUGGGAAGUACAAGGUCUGGGCCGUAGUAUGGUCCAAAGUCAGGGCUCCAUCAGUGACCGCAUUUCUGUGCCACUGUUGCAUGCUGUUUGCUCCCCGUGUCUGUUGGUGCUGGUUCAGACCUGCGUUGCUCAAAUCUGCAUCCUUACCCAUUUCAGGUUGUUAGUGCGAUCAGUCACUGAGGGAGGAAAAUCUCCAAGUACGACUGUAGAUUUUCUGUUUUGCCUUUUACUUCUUCUUCUUCUUUUUUUUUUUUUUUUAAUUUAUUUGACAGAGAGAGACACAGCGAGAGAGGGAACACAAGCAGGGGGAAUGGGAGAGGGAGAAGCAGGUUCCUGGCUGAGCAGGGAGCCCGAUGCGGGGCUCGAUCCCAGGACCCUGGGAUCACGACCUGAGCCGAAGCAGACGCUUAAUGACUGAGCCACCCAGGCGCCCCUUGCCUUUUACUUAUGACACAUUUUUUUUUUUACAUCGUUUUAAAAAAUUAAGAUGUAAUUCACAUAGCAUAAAACUCACUGUUUUAAAGAUUUAUUUAUUUUUUCCAGAAGAGAGAGAGAGCAUGCGCAUACACAUGAGUGAGGGGCAGAGGGAAAGAAUCCCAAGCAGACUCCAUGCUGAGCCUGUUGGGGCUUGAUUUCACGACCGUGAGGUCAUGAUCUGAGCCCAAACCAAGAGUCUGAUGCUUAAGUGACUGAGCCACCCAGGCCCCCCCCAAAAUGCACCGUUUUAAAGUAUACAGUUCAGUGGUUUUCAGUAUAUUCACAGGAUUGCAUGACCAUGAAACUAUUUUAUUCUAGAACAUUUUCAUCACCCUCCCCAUGCCUCCCCUGCCAAAAACCCAUACCCAUUAGCAGUCACUACCCAUCCUGCCACCCCCCCCACUCCCUGCCCCCCAGCCCUGACAACUGCUGAUCUGCUUUCUAUCUCUGGAUUUUCCCCUUCUGGAUAUUUCCUAUAAAUGGAACAUACAGUAUAUGUCCUUUUAUGUCAAGCUUUUCUAGUAGUAACAAAAUAUUUUCAAGAUUCCUCCAUGUUAUAGCAUGUAUCAUUAUUCCUUAUGAUUAAUUUUUAAUUCCUUAUUAUUCCUGAAUGAUAUUCCAUUACAUGGAUAUAUCCCAUUUUGUUUAUCCUUCUUCAGCUGGGUUGUUUCUAUUUUUUGGCUUCUGUGAAUAAUGCUGCUGAGAACAAUUACGUAUAAGUUUUUGUGUGAACAUAUCUCUUAGUUCACUUUUUUUUUAAAGAUUUUAUUUAUUUAUUUGAGAGAGAGAAUGAGAGAGAGAGAGCACGAGAGGGGGGAGGGUCAGAAGGAGAAGCAGACUCUCUGCCGAACAGGGAGCCCGAUGCGGGACUCGAUCCCGGGACUCCAGGAUCAUGACCUGAGCCGAAGGCAGUCGCUUAACCAACUGAGCCACCCAGGUGCCCUCUUAGUUCACUGCUGACAAGUUUUCCUCUGCUGUCAUACACAUGCAGACAAAUUUAGGGUUGUUAAAACUUCCCAAUGGCUUGGCCCUUUCAUCUUUAUGAAAUGUCCCUCCUUAUCUCUAUUAGAUUAUUGCCUUAAAAUCUACUCUGUCUGGCACAUUAGCUUUCUUUGGAUUAGGGAUUACACAGUAUAUAUUUGCUCAUCUUUUACUUUCAAUUUAUCUGUGUUUCUAUAUUUAAAGAGCCCUUCCUGUGGACAUGUGGGAUUAAAAAGAAUUCUCUGCUUUUUUUUUUUUUUAAGAUUUUAUUUAUUUGAGAGAGAGAGAGAGCACAAGUGGGUGAGGAAUAGAGAAGCAGAGGAGGAGGAAGAGCAGACUCCCCACCGAGCAGGGAGCUUGAUGCGGGGCUCCAUCCCAGGACCCUGGGAUCAUGACCAGAGCUGAAGGCAGACGCCAACCAACUGAGCCACCCAGGCACCCCUCAGUUCUCUGUCUUAAAUCACAACAGACAUUAUUAUAUAACCAGCACUCAUUUAGAUUGAUCCCCAUGUUUACUUUUUAUUACUCUUUAUCUGUUACCUUUUUCUUACUUUUUGUUUCUUCCUGCAUUUCCACACAUUUAUCCAUGAUUAUUCUCCUUUUCCUGGAACUACCUUUGGAAUUUUUCUUCAGUCCAGGAGAGCAUGCAGUACAUUUAGAACUACCUUUGGCAUUUUCUUUCCCAUACAGACCCUCGGGUGACAGAUGGAGUUUUUGUUUGCCAAAAAGCCUCUGUUUUGUCUCGAAUUUUGAAAGAUAUUUUUGGUGCGUCAAGAAUUCUAGGGCACUACAGCUAUUUUCUUUAAAAAUUUGGAAGAUGUCAAAAAAACCCCACGACCACACCAACUUUGGAAGAUGUAAAAAAAAAAACCCCACGACCACACCAACUUUGGAAGAUGUCAAAAAAAACCCACGACCACACCAACUUUGGAAGAUGUC
Mirounga angustirostris (Northern elephant seal) is the source of this 6831-nucleotide messenger RNA. RefSeq names its product transmembrane protein 268 (gene TMEM268). The transcript is spliced from 10 exons. The coding region runs from base 319 to 1353 and encodes 344 amino acids. The record is from RefSeq and is a predicted model, not a curated record. NCBI's taxonomy places the organism in Eukaryota, Metazoa, Chordata, Mammalia, Carnivora, Phocidae.